ACAGGAGACAGGGCUUCAUCUCUGUUUCCCAGCAUUCCACUGGCUGCCUGAUAUGGGCACAACUGAUCAAGGGUAGGGGUGUCACAGUGAGCCAGCAAGAAACCGGACACCUUCCCCCUCUUGUACAUGCAUACAUUUUCAGCUGCAAACCAACCCAGGCCCCAUCGUCCUGUUCUAGCACUGGGGCAGAGCGACUGCCCGCUGCCUCGAGAGACUGGAAAUCCACAUAAGAACAGCACAGAGACAUGGAGACGGUGGCGUCUCAUCUUCUCAGCUGUGGUUUCGCUCUCCUAACAUAGUUUCCAGUGAUUGUGGGGUCAGCAGGGGCACACGGCAAUGUCUCUUCCACUGGAUAUACGCUCUGACCACAAAGAAUCCUCGAUGGGGACGCUGGAGAAACAACUCAUCUGUCCCAUCUGCAUGGACGUGUUUACGAAACCAGUCGUGAUUCUGCCCUGUCUGCACAACCUCUGCCGCAAGUGUGCCAAUGAACUGUACCAGCCAGAGUAUAUAAGCAGCAGCUUACCUCUCUUCAGUCUCCGCUGUUCCAGCAUCCCUCCACCUCCCCAAACUCAAUCUUCAUCUCAGCCGUCUCUCUUUCAGGUUGGAAUCGGAGGCCGUUUCCGCUGCCCUACCUGUCGAAGUGAUGUUGUCUUGGACCGUCAUGGAGUUUAUGGACUGCAGCGCAAUUUACUUGUGGAGAACAUUAUUGAUGUUUACAAACAGGAGUCUGAAAGCUCUAGGCCUCCACCACCGAAGCCUCCUGCAGAGUUUAACUGUGCAGAGCAUGAAGAUGAGAAGCUUAAUAUUUAUUGCCUCACGUGUCAGGUGGCCACCUGCUCUCUCUGUAAGGUGUUUGGGGCACACAAGAACUGCCAAGUAGUCCCCCUGCCUGAUGUUUACCAGCAGCAGAAGGCUGAACUCAGUGACAGAGUUGCUUGUUUGGUUUCCACAAAUGACCGUGUUCAGACAUUUGUUGAUGAACUAGAGGCACUCUGCAGGAACAUAGAGGAAAACAGCAGGAUUCAGAUACAGAUUCUGUGUGAGAAGUUUGAUCACAUGUCUACCAUUCUGGAGGAACGUCGUAAGAUCAUGAUCCAACAAAUCACUUCUGAGCAGGAACAAAAGACUGGCUGGACCCAGUAUUUACUGCAAACCUACAAUGAGCAUGUGGACACAAACUCAAAGUUGAUCCAGGCAGCCCAGAAUGCCAUAGAGGAGCCAGAGAUGGCUUCUUUUGUCCAGACCUCAAAAGAUCUUAUCGAGAAGGUUGGUAAAGCAUCUAAUUGUUUCACUCUGGAGACACUGGAUCCUGAUUAUGAGAACAUGGAUCACUACAAAGUGGAUUUCGAUGCAGAAGAGAGAGUUCUGUAUCAGCUGGAUUUCAUGGAGAUUGAAGAAGAAGUGGAGGAAACACCUGAAGAACUGGAGUCAGAACCUGAAUCUGAACCUGAACCAGUGCUGACCCCAGAACCUGACCCUAAACCAGAUCAGGAUCUGAAAUCAGAGGCUUCUGAGAUGAUGAAUCCCACACCAGAGACAACGGAGGACACUUGGGGACAAGUAGAUGCCUGUGGAGACAUCAGAAAAGUGGCUGUUUGUGAGAAGAAUAGCUUAAGCACUUCUCAGGUUGUCACUCUAGUCCUUUAUUUCCUGGCCUUUCUGGUCAUCCUACAGCGAAUAUGGGGAAGCAUUCAAUACCUUAUUUGUAUAUAGGAGAGGUGAAGUCUAAUAAAGCUCACGUUGUUUUGAAUAUAAAAACAAAGUCACAGAUUUUUUGUUUAAAUUGAGUAAGAUUUAAGAAAAGACUGGAUUGGUAAAAUGUAUCUAUGCUCAUGCAUGAAAAUAAAGUCACUUUACCAAAUUGUCUGCCGACUGGCAAACCUGUGAGCUCCACACUACAAGGACUGAGCCCUCCAGUGGUCACCAGUGAGCCAAUUCAUCUCUUUAUAAUAAAUUCUCCUUCUCCUUCAAUGACUUACCAAUAAGAAGUGACCCUUCUGCUCAAAGCAACAAUGAUGACAGAAUAGGGUCAUGUGGACCAUUUCCUCUAUUUGGUUCUUGACAAAACCUUCCCUGUGUUUGUGCAAAAUGUGCAAAUGAUUAAAACAUCAUGUCUACUUA
Ctenopharyngodon idella (grass carp) is the source of this 2124-nucleotide messenger RNA. RefSeq names its product tripartite motif containing 101 (gene trim101). The record is from RefSeq and is a predicted model, not a curated record. Lineage: Eukaryota; Metazoa; Chordata; Actinopteri; Cypriniformes; Xenocyprididae. The transcript is spliced from 10 exons. Bases 337 to 1716 code for a protein of 459 amino acids. Gene Ontology annotation, molecular function: zinc ion binding.